Theileria annulata is the source of this 1299-nucleotide messenger RNA. RefSeq names its product tubulin alpha chain, putative. The transcript is spliced from 6 exons. The record is from RefSeq and is a predicted model, not a curated record. Lineage: Eukaryota; Apicomplexa; Aconoidasida; Piroplasmida; Theileriidae. Gene Ontology annotation, cellular component: cytoplasm; microtubule. Gene Ontology annotation, biological process: mitotic cell cycle; microtubule cytoskeleton organization. The coding region runs from base 1 to 1299 and encodes 432 amino acids. Gene Ontology annotation, molecular function: GTP binding; structural constituent of cytoskeleton.
AUGAGAGAAGUUAUAAGUAUUCAUGUUGGACAAGCUGGUAUACAAGUUGGAAAUGCUUGCUGGGAAUUAUUUUGUUUGGAACAUGGUAUUCAACCUGAUGGUAAUAUGCCUGAAGAUAAAUUAUAUUCAAAUGAUGAUGCUUUUACUACUUUUUUUUCUGAAACUUAUUCUGGAAAACAUGUACCUAGAUGUAUAUUUGUGGAUUUGGAACCUAGUGUGAUUGAUGAAGUUAGGAAUGGUGCUUAUAGACAUUUAUUUCAUCCUGAACAACUUAUUACUGGUAAAGAAGAUGCUGCUAAUAAUUUUGCACGUGGUCAUUAUACUAUUGGUAAAGAUAUUAUUGAUACUAUUCUUGAUCGUAUUAGAAAAUUAGCAGACAAUUGUACAGGAUUACAAGGAUUUUUAAUGUUUAAUGCUGUUGGUGGUGGUACUGGUAGUGGUUUAGGUUGUUUAAUAUUAGAACGUUUAUCAAUAGAUUUUGGUAAGAAGAGUAAACUGAAUUUUUGUUGUUGGCCUUCACCACAAGUCUCCACUGCUGUUGUUGAACCUUAUAAUUCUGUUCUUUCUACUCACUCAUUAUUAGAACAUACUGAUGUUGCUGUUAUGCUUGAUAAUGAAGCUAUUUAUGAUAUUUGUAAACGUAAUCUUGAUAUCGAAUGUCCAACUUAUACUAAUCUUAAUAGGUUCGUUACCCCGUUACGAUUUGAUGGUGCUUUAAAUGUUGAUGUAACAGAAUUUCAAACUAACCUUGUACCAUAUCCUAGGAUUCAUUUCAUGUUAUCAUCUUAUGCACCUGUUAUUUCAUCUUUUAAAGCAUAUCAUGAACAACUUACUGUAGCAGAAAUUACCAAUUCUGCAUUUGAACCUAAUAAUAUGAUGGCCAAAUGUGAUCCAAGACAUGGUAAAUAUAUGGCAUCAUGUAUAUUAUAUCGUGGUGAUGUGGUACCUAAAGAUGUAAAUGCAGCAGUAGCAAAUAUAAAAACAAAAAAGACAAUACAAUUUGUGGAUUGGUGUCCUACAGGAUUUAAAGUGGGUAUAAAUUAUCAACCACCAACAGUAGUACCAGGUGGAGAUUUAGCAAAAGUUGCACGUGCUGUUUGUAUGAUUAGUAAUUCAACAGCAAUCGCCGAAGUAUUUGCACGUAUGAAUUAUAAAUUCGAUCUUAUGUAUGCUAAAAGAGCUUUUGUACAUUGGUAUGUCGGUGAAGGGAUGGAAGAAGGUGAAUUCUCUGAAGCAAGAGAAGAUCUAGCAGCUCUUGAAAAAGAUUAUGAAGAAGUCGGUAAUGAUUCAUUACAAUAA